Molecule: messenger RNA, 852 nt
Organism: Canariomyces notabilis
Lineage: Eukaryota; Fungi; Ascomycota; Sordariomycetes; Sordariales; Chaetomiaceae
Exons: 1
Coding region: 1-852 (283 amino acids)
Source: RefSeq, a predicted model, not a curated record
AUGACCUCGCACAAUCCCACGCCUGCAAACGCCCAGCCAGACACCACUCCUUCUUUCCCUCACGAACAGCAGUCCCAGAUGAUCGAAACACUAGACGACGUCUGGGCCGAUGACGACGAGGUCUCCUCCAACAACAAUCCCAGCACCAUCAUCACCACCACCCAGCUUCAUUCACAACAAUGGGCCCAAGCGGCCGCCGUGAUAAGCGACAUGCCCCGCCUGCGCCAGGCCCACUCAACAGCAGGCUACCGCGACGGCAGCGCGGCGGGGCGGUCCGCGGCGGCGCAGGCCGGGUUUGACGAAGGGUUUGGGCUGGGCGCCACCAUCGGGGCGCGCGCGGGCCAGUUGUUGGGGGUGCUCGAGGGCCUGGCCGCCGCCGUUGGGCUGCACGCUCUCUCGUCGUUCUCACAGCCCCAGCACCCGCGCGAAUACUGCGCGGAGCCUGAGUCAGAGUCAGCCCGGCUGAGUUCCCUCCUUGCCGAGGCGCGGCGCGAGCUUAGUGUGCAAGGUGUCUUUGCGGCCGAGUACUGGGCUGCGGAUGGGAAUUGGGCGUAUGAGGUCCCCCUUACUCAUUCUGGGUUUGAUGGGACGGGGACGGACGGGGAGGUGGUGUUUGCGGACGUGGCGGCCGCGCAUCCGUUGCUGAAGAAGUGGGGCGCCAUUUUGCGUCAGGAGGCGGAUCGGUAUGGGGUUGAUUGGGAGGUGCUGAAAGACGACGACGGCGCUGGGAGGGAAGGAGGAGGCGACGGCGGCGGCGGCGGCGGCGAGUGGGAAGGGGACAGACCGAGGAGAGAGAAAGAGACGAGACUGGCCGCCGUGAAGGCUAAGGGCAAGGAGGCGUUUACUUGGUGA